UUGAACUGAGCGAAAGCACCGAGCUGUGAGCUCCGGGGUGAACUGCACAGCGCAAAAUUCACAAUUCUCUAACAUACUGUAAUUCAGCGGGAAAUCAAAGGUGAAUGCGGUGCAUGUUACUUAGGGUGAUCGGACGGCAGACUCAGCGGAGAGCUCUUGCUAAUUGCUCAUCAAAUAAACUAGAACAUUAGAGUCGCAGAAUGGACGGAUUUUACGACCAACAAGUGCCUUACAUGAUUUCAAAUAACCCACAAGAGCAGAAAUUUAAUGAGAGACCAACAAGUGACAGAAAGAGAAAAUUCAUUAACUCUGACCUCGCUGUGGAUACCGAAGAACUGUUCCAGGAUCUCAGUCAACUGCAGGAGGCCUGGCUGGCUGAAGCUCAAGUUCCAGACAAUGAUGAGCAGUUUGUUCCAGACUUUCAGAGCGAAAACUUGGCGUUUCAUGGACUGCAGCUGAAGAUUAAGAAGGAGCCACACAGCCCCUGUUCAGAGCUGAGCUCUGCCUGCAGCCAGGAGCAGCCCUUCAAACUCAGCUAUGGGGAGAAGUGCCUGUACAACAUCAGUGCCUACGAGCAGAAGCCCCACUCGGCAAUGAAACCAGCCAGUCCAGCAACUCCCGGCAGCACCCCUGUGUCCCCGCUCCACCAUGCCUCCCCGAACUCCGCCCUUACACCCAAACCGGACAGGACGUACCCCCACCUCCCUCCGUCGCAGCCCAUACCUGACAGCUCCUUCACAAUGGACCACAGAUUUCGACGCCAGCUGUCAGAACCCUGUCACUCUUUUCCUACACCACCUUCAAUGUCCCGGGACGGGCGUCCGAUGUACCACAGACAGAUGUCAGAACCAAACAUCCCGUUCCCCCCUCAGGGGUUCAAGCAGGAGUACGCUGACCCCCUGUUCGAGCACCCAGGCAUGGUGGGGGCCCCCAUCCCUCAGACGUACCCCCCUUCCAUGAUGAUCAAACAGGAGCCAAGAGAUUUCACCUAUGACUCAGCAGAAGUGCCUAGCUGUCAUUCUGUCUACAUGAGACAAGAUGGGUUUCUGGCUCAUGCCAACCGGACUGAAGGUUGCAUGUUUGACAAAGUUACUAGGCAUUUUUAUGAUGACACUUGUGUGGUCCCGGAAAAGCUUGAAGGUGACAUUAAACAGGAAUCCGGUCUAUUCCGUGAGGGCCCCACUUACCAGCGGCGAGGCUCCCUGCAGCUUUGGCAGUUCCUUGUGGCGCUCCUGGAUGACCCCUCAAAUUCUCACUUCAUUGCCUGGACAGGGCGUGGCAUGGAGUUCAAGCUCAUAGAGCCAGAAGAGGUUGCUCGUCGUUGGGGAAUUCAGAAGAAUCGUCCAGCUAUGAAUUACGAUAAGCUCAGCCGAUCAUUGCGUUACUACUAUGAGAAAGGAAUCAUGCAAAAGGUGGCAGGAGAGAGAUACGUAUACAAGUUUGUCUGCGACCCCGAGGCCCUUUUCUCCAUGGCAUUUCCUGACAAUCAGCGACCUGUGCUGAAGACUGACAUUGAGCGGCAAAUCAACGAGGAGGAUACAGUCCCGCUGUCGCACUUUGAUGAGAACAUGGCGUACGUGCAAGAAGGAGGCUACUGCAACCCCCAUCCAUACAGUGAAGGCUACGUCUAUUAACGUCUGCCCAGGGGGAUAUUCUAGUACUGUGUGGUUGGAGACUUAGACUUUCAGGCUUUUCUGACUCCUUUGUUUUUACAUCACAGCCAUUAUCCAGGAUGGAGAGUGCACUUUAUCGACAAAGACUGACAGUGUAACCUACCGGGCCAAGUCGAACAUUUAUUUCAAUUGUUUGUUUAUAAGAAGGGAAUUUAUUAAGGUACGCCGAAUUCUUGCGAAAGAAGAGA
Molecule: messenger RNA, 1861 nt
Organism: Megalops cyprinoides (Indo-Pacific tarpon)
Lineage: Eukaryota; Metazoa; Chordata; Actinopteri; Elopiformes; Megalopidae
Gene: etv1
Product: ETS variant transcription factor 1
Exons: 13
Coding region: 201-1634 (477 amino acids)
Biological process (GO): cell differentiation; regulation of transcription by RNA polymerase II
Cellular component (GO): nucleus
Molecular function (GO): DNA-binding transcription factor activity, RNA polymerase II-specific; sequence-specific DNA binding
Source: RefSeq, a predicted model, not a curated record